CAGCAACCAGCAAAAGCUUACAGAAAAGUACGUAUCCCCGGUGCCCAGCACUCGACCCCCGUCGAGCCCUCCAGGGCCCGUCCCCGUCUUUGUUCACUGUCAAUGUGAAUGAAAGCUCGAGUCUACACCACGUCUCAGAUCUGACAUCUCUGGGAACGAUGGAGCACUGACUAGAGGCAUCUUUUGUCGUCAAAGCCGUUCCCCAUUGCCGUUCCUUCAUUGUGGUUCCUGGAUGUUGAAUCAUCUGCUGGAUAGAUAGACUACAGCAGACUACAGCAGACUACUGCACAGUGCGGCCGCAUGGCAUCCAAGUCCGAAUUGGCCGACCCUGUUUCCUGUACGGGCAUCCGGCCAAUACGAUGCGUCUCCGAGAGGGCUGCCAAGCCAUGUAGAGCUUCUCUGCCCUUUUCUCCUCCCCAUCCCCCAAGUUCUAUUUUUGGAUCUCUCUCUCGAACUGACAUCGAACGCCGCAAGUUGCGUCGAGUACGUAUCUUUUGCGACCCUGGCCCAGAACAAAGGAAUUGACGUCGGCCCAUCGACAUCUACCACGGCUGCCACUUCCGAAGGCACAAAAAGACGUUGGACCGCCCUUCAUCGCCAUUGUCGCGGCCCGUUGUGUUCACACUUCACGGCUUCACGGAGCACCAGAGACCAGCCCCAGGUCGACAUACCCCAGACCCCAUCUCCACCAUCCGCCCACUUCGAAGCUAUCCACAGAUAGGGUAGCCAUUCGACCCUGCAUACCGGUGGACUCGUCGCCAAACCGAUCGUCGACGACGACGUCGCCCAGUGCGCCCUGUCCGAACCACCAUCAUCUUUCUUUGUCGCCGACGAAGCGAGGCCGUUCGUUGUCCUUUGCCACGAGCACCGUUGCGAUCGUGUCGCAUCGCGACGCCUUUCGCUCCCUCUAGCAGCUCUCACUCCCACACACUUGCCGAUACUCAGUCGACAAGAUGGGACGCAGAAAGAUUGAAAUCAAGGCCAUCAAGGAUGACAGAAAUCGCUCUGUCGCUGCCGAGAUCCCGUCGCUGACCAUGCAAUUCUGGCGCAACAGCACCUUUUUGAAGCGCAAGGGUGGUCUCUUCAAGAAAGCGCACGAGUUAUCCGUUCUUUGCUCUGUAGAUGUGGCCGUGUUCAUUUUCGGCAGUAAUAAGAAGCUCUACGAGUAUUCAUCCUGCGACAUGCGCGACCUGAUCACGCGGUACACCUAUCACGGCGGUCCAAAUGAGCACAAGGGCCCAUCCGACUUCAAUGGCGGUGCCGAUGACGAGGAGGAGGAUGACGAAAACGGCACUCCACCGCAAGGAGACGGGAUGGACGCUCCAAUGCUCCAUCCUCACUUCCAGGCACAACCUCAGUUCCCCCCACACAUCAGACACCACACUCCAUCAGCGUCACCUCCUAUUCCAAAUGGCAUGUUCGGCCCAGGGCCUCGAGGCCAUACUCCUCAGCCUCCUCAGAUGGGAUCGCGGCCAUCAUCACGCAAUGACAUCCGAAGAAUGGGACCAAUGGGUGGUCCUCAAGUUGGUCCUCAAGGCCCUCCCCCUCAGGCAGUGAACGGAUAUGCUUUCAUGCCCCAGCCAGCUAUCUACAACCCUCAUAAUGCACCCAAUAUGCCUCCUAAUGCUUCUCAUGGCCUGCCACCGCAAUAUCCUUACCCUGGCCCUCCACCGCACCCGCAACAAAUGCAACAAUUUGCCGAAGAGCGAAGAAGAUCCUCUGUUCCGCCCAACUACCCACCGCAGGCACAAGGGCCACCAGCACCGCGUCACUCAGUGUCUCCCCCUCGACCUCAGGCACCACAGCUGCCUCACCAAUUGCCAGCUCAGCUUCCUCCUCGCUCUAUGCCAUCACACAUGGUCCCUAGUCCGCCGCAACCACAGAUGCAUCCCAUGCAGAGCCCACCUCUACCUCAGCAACACCUGGCCCCUCCACCAUCGCACGAACUGCCACAGAUCCGGCCACCUCCCCAGGAGCCCCAACCGCCAGCCCCUGUAGAGACCAUGGCAAAGCCUGAACUUGUCGACAGACCCCGACAGCCGCCUCUUUUGGACACCGCCAUCAAAAAGGCACCACCGCGCAAGGGUGGCAGCAUCUUUACGCCUAUUGAUGAAAACCGAUCUAUUCUCUCGCAACACUUGGCAGCAUUUCACCCAGAAGUAAAGUCGGAGCCGCAGGGCAACCGAUCGCUUUCAUUGGACAUGGGAAAGAAUGGGACCACAAACUCGCCGCCACAUCUCCAACGCUCCAACACCCAAACCCAGCCACAAAUAAAGCGAAAUGGCUCGCUAUCGUCCAUCCCCGAGACUGUGUUUACGCCACCGUCCCGGUCCAAUAGUCUGCGCAUCGGAAGCAUAUCUCGGCCACGACUAAAGGUGCAAAUCCCCGAUGAGUCUGAUGGCGGGAGUGCUACGGCCGAAUCGGCAUCUCCCCGCAACACAACAACCACGACGGAUGCCACCUCACAACCCUCGAGGCGACCCGAGUCGGUUGUUCUCCCGCCCCCUUCCCCAUCCGCCUCCUCGCUCCUCUCAGCGGGCGCAACCGGCCCACCGAACCCGUUUGCCCGACCUCCUCCCGCUUCUCACCAAAACAACUCGAUGAACAUUGAUACCCCUGUUUCCGCGCUCCCAUCUCGAUUUAUGACGAAUGAGUUUCUCCCAAGUCCCAGCAGCUUUUACCCCGAGUGGAACUUUCGUGGAAGUGACAGCAACACGCUGCCCAGUCCACUAAACUUUGCUACACCCGUGGUGAGCACCGGGCCGUCCUUUCUGAGGGACGACCCAGUCCCGCAGAAGCGGAAAAGCCCCGAGAUUAGCGGCAACGGGCACGGGCCUGAGCAACAUGUUGAUAUUGGCGGAGAUGCGAAGCGUGUAAAGGUUGAUUCUUGAGCGGCAAGGCAUGUUUGAACAUCCUUUCAUGUACCAUACUUUGUGUUUUUCAUUCUUCUUGUUGGAUACCGUGUAACCCGGUUUUUUUCUUUUCUUUUUAUCUUCUUCUAUCAGACUUAUUCUAUUAUAGGGUUCUACUCUGUAUUUGGCGGGCAUUUUCAAGGCGUUUAUUUGUAUUGUUAAAACUGGACGCGACAGGACAGGCUAUGAUGAGAUUUGGG
Podospora bellae-mahoneyi is the source of this 3112-nucleotide messenger RNA. RefSeq names its product resistance to lethality of mkk1p386 overexpression (gene RLM1). The coding region runs from base 954 to 2891 and encodes 645 amino acids. The transcript is spliced from 3 exons. NCBI's taxonomy places the organism in Eukaryota, Fungi, Ascomycota, Sordariomycetes, Sordariales, Podosporaceae. The record is from RefSeq and is a predicted model, not a curated record. Gene Ontology annotation, biological process: positive regulation of transcription by RNA polymerase II. Gene Ontology annotation, molecular function: DNA-binding transcription factor activity, RNA polymerase II-specific; RNA polymerase II cis-regulatory region sequence-specific DNA binding; protein dimerization activity.